AUGUCCAUCUCAAAGUAUGAUUCUGCGACUGACCAAGCGAACGAACAUGUGCAAUUGCAAGCCCCUCGCACUCGUCAACCAAGCUGUGAACGCUGUCGUGAUGCGUUCACAACGUACUCGCGCACUGCCGGUCUGCUCUUCAGCACCGUCGAUAUUGUCCGAACAGAUGCGAGGCAGUGGUUGACCGUGGUUACGAGAUCCCAGGUCGACCGGGGCCGGGCGCAGCAAGAACAGGUUCAGGUCAACAUCCGCAAACCGCCAAAGGCCCUGAUUCGACCCGACAUCCACAAACCACCAAAGACCCUGGUCCGACGGCGACCCGAUUGA
Fonsecaea multimorphosa CBS 102226 is the source of this 327-nucleotide messenger RNA. RefSeq lists its product as uncharacterized. Lineage: Eukaryota; Fungi; Ascomycota; Eurotiomycetes; Chaetothyriales; Herpotrichiellaceae. The record is from RefSeq and is a predicted model, not a curated record. The transcript has a single exon. The coding region runs from base 1 to 327 and encodes 108 amino acids.